CAACCAACACCAGGUUAUCCCCAAACAGAACAACCUGGUGGAUAUCCUCAAGGUCAGCCAGGAGGAUAUCCUCAAGGUCAGUCAGGAUAUCCCCAAGGCCAGCCAGGAGGGUACCCCCCUCAAGGUAGCCCAGGGGGUUACCCCCAACAGGGUGGUUACCCAGGACAACAACCCGGGGGAUACCCAGGGGGUCCAGCUAUGAUGAUGCAGCCUACAGCAGGAGGAGCCCCAGUUGGUGGACAAGGGGGAUGGAUCCCUGCCCCUCAACAGGUACCUGUAGACUGUCCCCCAGGGCUACAAUACCUGACCCAGGUUGAUCAACUUAUGGUCAAACAGAAGUUGGAAGCUAUUGAAGCUGUAACAGGAUUUGAGACAAACAAUAAAUAUGAAAUAACUAAUAGUAUGGGACAGAGAAUAUAUCAGGCUGUAGAAGACACUUGUUGCUGUACAAGAAAUUGUUGUGGAGCAUCCAGACCGUUUGAUAUUAAGAUAUUGGAUAAUACACGUAAACAAGUUAUACAUCUGUCUCGACCGUUACGUUGUUCAACCUGUUGGUGUCCAUGUUGUUUACAGAAAGUAACAGUAGAAGCGCCACCUGGUAAAACUGUAGGUUAUGUUCGUCAAGCCUGGAGUUGUUGUAAACCAAAGUUUAAAAUUAACGAUGCCAGUGAUCAAACUAUAUUACGUAUUAAAGGACCAUGUUGUCAGUGGAAUAUCUGUGGUGAUAUAGAUUUUGAUGUAACAUCAGCUGAUGAGAGUACUGAUGUCGGACGUAUUUCGAAACAAUGGACAGGAUUAGCUAAAGAAAUGUUUACAGACGCUGAUAACUUCGGAAUGAGUUUCCCACUGGAUUUAGAUGUUAAAAUAAAAUCUGUUAUGUUAGGAGCUGUAUUCCUUAUUGAUUUUAUGUUUUUUGAGAAAGAUAAAGAUGAUGUAAAAAGUUCUGAAGUUAUUAUUAUUUGUUUUGCAUUUAAUAAAACUGUUUUUGAUUGUACAGUUUGUUAAGAUAAAGUUAUAAAAUAUUAUAUUUGUAAUGAUAUACUGCUGUUGUUGUAUUGCCUUAUUAAAUAACUACUUUCAUUUACUCAUUCAGAGAGUACACAUAGCUUUUAUUGAUUCCCUGAGAAUCUUUAAGAGAGUUCACAUAAUUAUUAUGGAUAGCUUGGGGAUCUUUUUCAAGAUUUUUAACAUCGCAAUCAUGUUGAAGUCUUAUAAAAAGUAAUAUUUUGACUUGCUCAUUCAGAGAGUGCACAUACUUAUUUUGAUUGCUUACAGAGAGUUUACAAUGUUAUCAUAAGGCAAUUUUACAAAAUAAUUUCACAUAGCUCAAAAAUAACUGAAGUAUUUGUUCAGCCUUACAAAAAAUUGACUAUUGCAAAGUAAUUAUUUGUAUAAAUUUUUAAUAUUUUAACCCAUCAUGUGUUUAUUAUGUUAAUACCUGAUGAUAUAUAGAUGUUGAAUAUCACCAGACAGUUAAUAUAUUUUUUACUAGAAGUGCUAACAAGAGUGCCAGAGUUUUGAUGUUGUAAUUUGUUCUGUUUUAAAAUUUCUUAACCCUUUUAACACUACAGGUCAAUCUACCUACUAUAUAAUAAUAUGUUAUAUACCCUAGCAACUGUUAUUAAGUCAGGUCAUAUAAUGUCAGAUACAUUUACUUUAAGUAAUAUUCAUUGAAUUCUAGGGUUUACCAUGUUUUAUUUUAUUUACACUCAGUGUUUAAAGGGUUAAGUUAAUUUUUUGCAUUAAUUCGUGUUUUAUGUAAUAUGCACAAUGUUUCAAUUUGGACCAAAUUUCAUUUUCAAAACAAAGAAACUUGAUAAAAUUUCAUUCACAAGGCCACAAACCAUCUUAUCUUCAAAAUCUAGAUUACCUGUUAUAACGCCAUUCUCAAUGUCAUCUUAACUCCAUGAAUUUUCAGAAUUCUGAUUGGUCAAUAACUAAAUAAUCAACCAAUCACAGACAUCAUAAAAUUCAAAUCUAAGAUGAUGAAGAAUAUGAUUGGUCAAAAAAUAUGAACCAAUCAAAUUUAUUAGCUUUUAUUAUUUUGUUUAUUUUCGAUAGUUUUCUCAAUGUUUUAUUUUUUAAUUCUAUAAUUAAUUCAAGAAGAUUUUAUGUGAAUUUUUUUUUUAUUUGUUAGUUGUAGAAUUUUUCGUUUUUUCUUUUGUCUUGCUUUCUGUUUUAAAUAUUGUAAGUGAUCAACUAUGAUAUAUAUGUAAUUUGUUGAAACAUUGUGUUCAGUACAAUUCUGUUGUAUACCAAUCAAGGUAUGUAACAAUGUAAUUUGUUGAAACGUUGUGGUCUAUAUUUAGAUUCAGUAACUAAACAAACAGUCAUAGUAUAUCAUGAUGUCAAGUGAAAAAUUUCAUGAUUGUUUUUUUCCAAUAAUAAUGUGCUCAAACUAUUUUUAAAUUGGUGUAUUUUUAACAAAUAUUUGAUCUAUUUUCUUGUAUUUCUUGUAUAUUUAGAAAUAUUUUGAUUUUGUUAUAAUGACCUUGGACGUCUACAAUAUACUAAAGAAAUGUGGUCAAAUUAAAAUAUAUUAAGACAGAAGACUUAUAUCACCUCAAUUCAUUUUGAACUAACAUUGGUCUUAAAGGCAAGCAAUUUAUUUAAUAGUUGAUAUAUUUUUUACUUUGUUAUAUUUCUUAAUGAAAAAUCACUGAGAAAACAGACAGUAGCCUAAAGUUAUAACACAGGCAUAGAAAACCUUAAAAAACUUUCACAAAAUAAUAACAUUUAAAUUGUAAGAAAGCAAUUUCAAAAUCAAGAAAUGUCACAAAAGCACAAGCAGAGGACUAAGUAAGUCUUUAAGUAUGAUAUAUAUUAGAAAUUUCUCUCAGAAUUUAUGUAAUGUGCUUGAACUAUUGUUAUAUAACGAAGUUUUAAUUGAUAUUAAACUAUUAAUAAU
Molecule: messenger RNA, 2908 nt
Organism: Lottia gigantea (owl limpet)
Lineage: Eukaryota; Metazoa; Mollusca; Gastropoda; Lottiidae
Exons: 8
Coding region: 199-1005 (268 amino acids)
Biological process (GO): plasma membrane phospholipid scrambling
Cellular component (GO): plasma membrane
Molecular function (GO): phospholipid scramblase activity
Source: RefSeq, a predicted model, not a curated record